Molecule: messenger RNA, 532 nt
Organism: Ichthyophthirius multifiliis
Lineage: Eukaryota; Ciliophora; Oligohymenophorea; Hymenostomatida
Product: ring finger lim domain interacting
Exons: 1
Source: RefSeq, a predicted model, not a curated record
UAAUUUUGCCAAUUGUUUUAAUUAACCUUUUUUUACUCAAAACUAAUCAAAUUAAAAUUAAAAUUUUAGAACAUAUUGUACUUAUAAUAUUAAUAAUAAUAACUUUCAUAAUAACUAACAAAAUUAUAAUGAUGAAGAUUAAUAUGAAGAAGAUGAUUAUGACUAAGAUUAAGAUGAUAAUAAUGAUUAAUAAAUGUAUGAUGACGAUUAGUAAAUGUAUGAAGAUGAAUCUUAAGUAUAUGAAGAUGAUGAUGAUGAAGAAGAAGACGAAGAAAAUUAAAAAGGAUUAACUAAAGAAGAAAUUAAUUCUAUUCCUUGCAUUAUAUAUACAAGGAGAAAAAUUAGAAAUAAAUAAGAUAAAAAUGCUAACUUUUCUACUAAAACAAGCUGUUCAAUUUGUAUUAAUGAUUAUUCAGAAGGCGAAUAUAUUAAGAUUCUACCUUGUUCUCAUUAAUUUCAUAAGAAUUGUAUCGAUAAAUGGUUUUAAGAUAAUUCUAAUUGUGUGGUUUGCAAAUAAAAUGUGAUUUAAUGA